AUAAGCUUUAUUGACACGACAAAAAAUACAAUAAUUUUUAUGGUGAACUAUAAACUGCAACAAAAAAAGAGAAAGAAUACAGAAUACAUCUUACAACUCUACUAAUUAAACAACAUCGGAUGAUUAGAUUAACAUAUAUUUGAAACCGUGUGCGUGGUGAAAAGUCUUAGAGAAAGUAAGACAGAAAAUACAUUACAUGGUAUUUUGAAACGAAUUAACCCUUUCGUACACUUGAUUGCUUAUCACAGCUUAAAAACAGUCCUAUGAGUUUUUCACAUCCAACCACAUCAUAGACUUGAUGUACCUUGAUGCUAACAACUGACAGCGAUUUUAACUUCACGUCUUUAUCACUAUUUAUCCAUCUGCUAGUGCCGAUUUCAACGGUGACAAGAAAAGUUUUACACGUACAAAAAUGUGAAUUUUUUCUAACAAAUCUUCUCAUUGUGCCCCUUUCUGUCCACAGCAUAACGUGUAGUUUGUUCAAAUGGAAUUGAAAUAAAAGUGCAACAAUCUUGUUACAUGCUGCACAUUAUGUAAGAUUAGUGCUAAAACUGGACUAUGCUGUUUACCAUGUUGUUUACUAGUAUCCAUGGUGAAGGGAUUUCCUUAGCUGUUAUUGACCUGCAAGAUAACAGCUUAGUGUCUGAUAGACAACUAGAUAUGUACAAUCUAUCCAUUUGUUUGUCUAAUGAGUUACUGUUGUCCUACAUCUCCUGUUAUCAGGGUGUCUAACCUCCAUCGUUAUAAUUGGACUAAUUUUCAUUUUCGACAAAGAAUCCCUGAUUCUAAUUGUUCCUUUUGCUCAGCAUCUACGAAAAUGAAAAGGACGUGUUUAUAUUUUCAACAUAACAUCUUAAUUAGAGGCAUUGUGAUUUAUUAAAGCUUUAUUGCAUCCGCUACAGAGGAGGCAGUGAAUCCCAGAUGCCGUCUGACCAUCACCAUCUGAAGUGGGACUGUGUGUCUGGCCUUUCUCCUGUCAUCGAGAGUAACAAAAUAAACAAAGAGUCCUAUUGGAUGGUUGCCGACUGUCCUGAUGAAUGGACAGAUGACGUCACAAGGGAUAAGUGUUUAAAACAAGUGGACCCCUUUAAUCCAAGUGAGCUCGUCCAUAGAAUGCCUGUGGAGGACGCUUCAAAAAUCCCCUACAGAAACAUAUUUUGUGCAAUUUGUAACAAUGUUUCUUAAACAGAAACAGUUCUUUAGGAGUCGCAAGUUGAAUGUACAGGGAUGCUUGAGUUGUCUCCACAAAUCCCUAGGGGUUCCCAAGAAUAUAACAGCAUCAUUGAAAGUAGUGACGAAUAUUGCUUUGGAACGAAAACGAUAGCGUUUGUCCCUUUAGACAUACGGCAUGCUAGACGAUGUUUCCAGGCUGAUAUUUCAGAAGAGAGUUGUAAUAUCUCCUACUGUAAGUCCUACAGUUACCCAUAGGCAUUGGGUAUAAGAUUUACAGAAAUGUUCACUGUGCUCUUUGUGAAGGACUUUCUCUAACGGCAGCCGCAAACCUUAAGUGUGCUUCUUUUUCGGAACUUGGAAACCGAGAACCUUGCGUUCAAUAUUACGAAUGUCACUCAAGAUUCUCACUCACUAAUCUCUUCAACUUUAAUUCGUAUGGGAGUGGUGGAAACAGUCCCAAUCAGUGUCCUUCCGACACUUUAUACGAUCCUUUUGCAGACACAUGCCGGUUAUUCUCGUCCUCCCGUAGAACUCACGGCUCAUUAAACAAUACCACCCCCUUACAAAACUGCAGCGAACCCGCUCUAACGUUCACAGCGGAAGAGUUCCGAGUCCUUCCCAAUGGUAGCGUCCUCCUGUUGGGUUCUAACGUGUCCUGCUCAGCUGAGCAGGUGGCCAUUCUGAACACAACAGCAUCGAUCUGCGGGGAGUGCAUUCUUCAGUACUUCUCAAACUACACACAGACAGCUAACCCUUGGGACGCUACCCAGGGCUGGUUAACGCUGGGUCUUGUGAUAGUGUCCGCUGUAGCAGUGGUUGGUUACGUAGUCCACAAUAUCAGGUCUGGCCAGUGGGAGAAAGUCCCAGAAAAGCUGAAGGUUCAGGUGUUGGUAUGCAUGGCGUUUGCUGAAGUCUUGUUUAUGGUACGUGUGAGGGUCCCCCUCGGAUCGGCUUGUGCAGCGUUCGCGAUAAUUCUUCACUACUUUCUGUUGACGGCCUUUACAUCCAUGAACGCACUUGCCAUGGACCUCUUUCUAACGUUUCGUGAUGCUUUAGAAAGAGCGAAGCUGUACCAGUACCUGUUGUACACAUGGUUGAUGCCGGUCCCUAUAGUUAUAGUGACCGUGAUUGUAGAGUUCGGCAGUUCGGUCAGUGUGGGGUAUGGAGAGAACUGUUGGAUCGGCAAUCCGGUAGCCAACCUGGUGGCUUUUGGAGUCCCUGUCUUCAGCGCCAUUCUGAUCAAUGCUGUCUUGGCCACUUUUGUCUUGCUGGCCAUACGGAAGUCAUUUGUGAUAGCCGACAAGGCAAAGUCACGUUCGAACAGCAGCAAGGCUUGGGUUUACCUGCGUAUCUGCUUCCUGACGGGGUUCACCUGGAUUCUCGGCUUCAUCUAUCCUUACGUCAACAGCCGAGCUGUCGAGUACAUCUUCAUUGUGCUGAAUGCUUCUCAGGGCCUUCUACUGGCCCUGAUGCUGACAAUAACAUCGAAGGUGGUGCAGAAAUGGAAGGUGGCGAUCAGGGAACGCUUUGGUCUGGCUGAACCUAACAAAGACAAUAGAGCAACCACCGCUGCCAUAAAGCAGAGGACCACCGCAACGGCGUCUGAGACCAGCUCUUCUGCAGACAUACCUCUGACAACUUUCACUGAUGUGGAGGAGAACAGAGCACGCAUUCAGCUAGAUAGUCCAAAUAGGGCCAGUGGAUGUACUGCCACUGUAAGCAAUCGGAAGACCACAGUGUGUGCUACAUGUACAGAAAUGCCCAAGACAACUUUAGCUGAUGUCGAGAAAACUGCACGCUCUCAUCUGAACAAGCCUCAACAGGACAACGGAGCAACCGCCGCUGCAAGCACCAAGCUUGCCUCCACAGGGGGAACUGACGCAGUUGCAAGCGGAAGUGACGUAGUGGCAGGCGGAAGUGACGAAGUGGCAGGUGGAAGUGAUGUAGUGGCAGGUGGAAGUGACGUAGUGGCAGGUGGAAGUGACGAAGUGGCAGGCGGAAAUGACGUAGUGGCAGGGGGAAGUGACGUAGUGGCGGGCGGAAGUGAAGUAGUGGCAGGCGGAAGCGACGUAGUGGCAGGCGGAAGCGACGUAGUGGCAGGCGGAACUGACGUAGAGGUUGGCGAAAGUGACGCAUUGGCAGGCGAAAAUGACGUAGUGGCAGGCGGAAUUGACGUAGUGGCAGGCGGAACUGACGUAGUGGCAGGCGGAACUGACGUAGUGGCAGGCGGAACUGACGAAGUGGGUUCCAUAACCGCUCCGGAUAUAGAUGAAAAAGAGACUAGUUUCUAGUUUGAGCCGUUGACUUACUGACUUGACUUAUGUCAGGUAUCGCUCCUCCCCUGUCACCCGAACCACUGCAGCAGCCCAGAAGACCCUGUCCAGCAUCGCCUUUCCCCUGCUGUCUGCCUCUAGUUCUGAGCCGUUAGAGACAGCAUUGACAGCAACAACAGCUUUAAGAUUCCUUGUACACCUUCCUAUUUCAAAGGGAAUCACUCAAAAUCUAAUCAGUCUCAAUGACUUAUAACGUAA
This is a messenger RNA of Branchiostoma floridae (Florida lancelet), 3704 nucleotides long. RefSeq names its product adhesion G protein-coupled receptor L2-like. The record is from RefSeq and is a predicted model, not a curated record. The coding region runs from base 2070 to 3464 and encodes 464 amino acids. The transcript has a single exon. Gene Ontology annotation, biological process: G protein-coupled receptor signaling pathway; cell surface receptor signaling pathway. Gene Ontology annotation, cellular component: membrane. Lineage: Eukaryota; Metazoa; Chordata; Leptocardii; Amphioxiformes; Branchiostomatidae. Gene Ontology annotation, molecular function: G protein-coupled receptor activity.